Varroa destructor (honeybee mite) is the source of this 2782-nucleotide messenger RNA. It is a transcript of the gene Oda, whose product is annotated as Ornithine decarboxylase antizyme. NCBI's taxonomy places the organism in Eukaryota, Metazoa, Arthropoda, Arachnida, Mesostigmata, Varroidae. Gene Ontology annotation, biological process: positive regulation of protein catabolic process. The record is from RefSeq and is a predicted model, not a curated record. Gene Ontology annotation, molecular function: ornithine decarboxylase inhibitor activity. Gene Ontology annotation, cellular component: cytoplasm; nucleus.
AUUUAGGGCGAGCUGUGAGCCGACGUUGGACAUUGCAGACUAGACGCCCUUGGAGUGAACCGAGAAGAGCAUAUCACUGUACGACUGCUACGACGAACGCGGAAGGCAAAACUUCGAAACGACGAGAAAACCGUGCUGUGAGUAGCUACUGUGAAGUGAUUACGUAUCGGUUAAUUACUUCGAGAAGGCGCGUUGUGACAAACAAAGGUCCAGAAAGGAGCGUGCGCUUUUCGUCUUCUUCUUCGUGAAACUGAGUGUUUGUGAAAAUGGUGCUUUUAAGUAGUAAAAAAGAGACUUGCGUUAGAAGCCCUUUUAGUGUGAAUCAAGGUUCGCGUGCGCCAUCGGCUAUGGGAGCUAGUUCGUUCGAGUCUGCAGCGUCGGAUCGCUCUAUUCUGGGGACGUUGGCAGGACAUUAUUGCGUCUCGUUGGGCGCGGGGCCUCUGUGGUGCUCCUGAUGUCCCCCAUACGCUGAGCAAAUGGUCGGCCAAUGCCAACCCGUCGGGUGAACAGUGUGUGGGGAGCGCGAAGUCGCACCCGACCGGGGCCAUCAUCGGCGGUCCACUGGGAUGUCACCUGCCCGAUAAUGCAGGGGCGCUUAGGUCUGCCUUUAACUCGAUGGUGGGCACUGGUGAGAAGGAAAACGACGGAGGAGUAGUAGCUAGUGUUGUUGGUUUAGGAAGUGGUAGCGGGCCUGUGUGGAUCACAUUCCAGGUUCGUGACUCUAUGCCCCUGUGGGAGGCGGUCCUAGCUGGACAAAAUCUCGUGCUCACUGUGCCCGAUGAGGGUCUGCCCGAAGGCACGAAGCAAGCUAUCACCGAGCUCUUGGAGUUUGCCGAAGAACAGCUUCACGCGAAGACUGUCGUCGUGUCGCUAAAAAAGGAACGAAGCGAUCGUACGACCAUCAUCCGUACACUUAUGUACCUCGGCUUCGAGUCGCUCGCCCCCGGUAACACGCUUGUCCCAGCAGAGAUGCAGGAUCCUCAGCUGUACUUCAUGGCAUACACCAUCUAAGUGCUACUGAGCAAUCCAUUUAUUCAUUGUGAAGAUCUGUGUAAAUCUUAGCAGCAACAAGGAAACAGCUAAUAUAAAAAAAGCAGCAAAUAUAGUUGAGAUGGAAUAAUGAUGAUAAGUAUAAGAAAAAAAAGAGGGAAAAAUUAAAUGAAUGAACUAUGCUAAUAAUGCUAAACCGUAUCUCGAAACUGUAUCUCCACAUCGCUAUCAUUAGUAGCAGAUACAUCCAUCCAGUGUAAACAACGACAGUACGAAAAUACAAGAAACCUUCGUAUCGUAUCAUUAACAGCGAGAAGCAGUUCGUUGCGUAUGCAAGUCAAAACGCAAAAAACAGCCAAGGCCUGACAGAAAUCUGAAAGUACAGGGCAAACAGUGAUACGAUAGUGACUUCUACAGAGACAUUAAUGAAAGCAGCAACAAUAAAAAACAACAACUACGUUCUUUCCAGUAAUCUACCAAUAGACAUUUCUACCAGUAGAACUGUAGCAUAUCUUCUAACGUGUCGUUACGGAAGGCCGUCAUUUUGCAGGACGGGACAAAACGAGUUGUCCUUCUGUUGUGCGGUGUAACCUUGUGCAGGUGACAACUGCCGAACGAAAGCGUGCAUCCUAAAUCAGCCUGAUUAACUAUACCACUACUUGCUGCACAUACUUCGAGUGUCCUAGUGAGCUAGUAAAUAAAGCAGAUACCAUUAAGGCAAAGCAGCGGUAAGCUUGUUAGUGAUUCAACAACCGAUAACGGAUAGAAGCUGCAGAAGAAAAGCGAGAAAGCGACAGUCGACCACAACAUUGAAAUUGUAUCGAAACAGCAUUAAGGACACUAGCAUCUCACAUACAUAUAACUAUCCUUCGUAUAUUCUCCUUAUACUAAUAACCCACACACUUAUAUAAACAUAUACAAAGUGCAUCUCCAUAUAUAAUGUUUCCAUUCGUUGCGUAUAAUACUUUGUGAUGCGUUCUAUUGCUGCUGGCGUUAUCGCUGAUGAGAACGCACUUAGGCGGAACGCGUUAAGGAAAAAGACGCUGUCGCGUAAUAAUACUAAGCGUAAUUGAGCCAACGCCACGGGUAUCAUCAUUAUUACCCGACGUGGUUCAGGCAACUCGGCCGACCUAAGCGACUUAAACCUCAACAACAACCUGUCACAUAAUUACAUAUAGAAAUCUGUGCUCAUAUACACAGACGACUAAUAUCUUAUAACAAAGGCAUAUUUGAUUGAUGGAGAACGUUGAUAACAAUAAUUACGAUGGUAAUGAAAUGAUCAUGAUAAACUACUAAUAAUGAUAUGAUACUGAAAUAAUGUAAGUAAAGGGCGCUGCACGGAGAUAAAAAUGCAAAGUGAUAAAAUAUAAUGGAAAUUGAAUACCAAUUAUAAUAGAAAUAUUAUAACAGUUCUAUUAUCUAAUAAAUAUAAAACAAAGAUCCACUUUCGAUACACAGGAAUUGAACAGGAAUUGAACAGGGAAAAAUUAUUGAGUACAGUGGCGACAGAUAAAAACAUUUUUUGAAAAACACUACAAACAUUUUGCUUUGCAGCAAGAAAGUAACGGAAAACGAAAAUGAAGUAAUCAAAACCGGAACGUAACGCGCAAUUAAUCCCGUUAUCAUAAAAACAGAAAACCACCAUAAAAUAAAAUACCAUAUUGUUAAUGGUAAAUUGUAUAAAGAUGAACAAUGUGUAGGAAGAAAUGGUAAAUUUUUGAAAAACUGUUUAAAAAAUCGCCUAAAUAAAAAUGAAAAAAAGCCAACGAAUGAAUGUCCAUAAUGAAUGUCA